AUGACGGAAACUUCGUGCACCGGGCUCCCUGGAAAAUCUAUUGGUGUGAGUUCAAUUCUUCUAGGUUUGGUAUUGGUUGGAAGAGCUGCCUUUAUCUUUCCACUAUGUUUACUUUCCAAUAUUAAGAAACCUCAGAAUCAAAAAAUCUCCUUUAAGCAGCAAGUUGUAAUUUGGUGGGCCGGUCUUAUGAGAGGCGCUGUGUCAAUUGCACUUGCUUAUAAUAAGUUCACUAAAUCUGAACACACUCAACAGCGUGGAAAUGCGUUCAUGAUCACCAGUACCAUCACAGUUGUUCUUUUUAGUACAAUGGUGUUUGGUUUGAUGACUAAGCCUCUUAUCUAUUUCUUGCUGCCUCCGAACUCUAAAGACCUCACCAGAUCUCUUAGCGUCUCUUCGGAGCCUUCAAGUCCGAAGUCAUUCCUUGUUCCGCUACUUGGCAAUGGGCCGGGAUCUGAGGUUGAAGCAGCGCAACAUAUACUCCGUCCGACAAGCCUCCGAAUGCUGUUAACAAGACCAACCCGCUCUGUUCAUCACUAUUGGCGCAGGUUUGAUGACGCCUUCAUGCGUCCGGUGUUCGGUGGUCGAGGUUUUGUUCCAUAUGUUCCUGGUUCACCCGUCGAGCGCACUGUCAACCCUUGGGAGUGA
Molecule: messenger RNA, 645 nt
Organism: Zingiber officinale
Lineage: Eukaryota; Viridiplantae; Streptophyta; Magnoliopsida; Zingiberales; Zingiberaceae
Product: sodium/hydrogen exchanger 2-like
Exons: 5
Coding region: 1-645 (214 amino acids)
Biological process (GO): proton transmembrane transport
Cellular component (GO): membrane
Molecular function (GO): sodium:proton antiporter activity
Source: RefSeq, a predicted model, not a curated record